UAAGGAUACGCCACAGCGGUGGCUUCUUCCCGAGAGCGAAUACAAACGAUUUACGGCCUACAGGCUUUCGAAGCUUGCGAAUGCCAUCCAUGCCCGCCAGUUGGCUAAGCGACUCCGGAAGGAGGGUGUGGUCACAGCUAGCGUUCAUCCCGGUGUAGUGGUCACGGAGUUGUUCAAAGAACCUGCCAUCUUUCGUAUGCUCAUGCACACACUGGUUCGACCCUUUAUGAAGUCCGCAUGGGAGGGUGCUCAGACCACGAUGUACGUUGUACUGGCAAAUGAUCUCCAGUCCGGUGCCUACUACGCAGACUGCGCUCCAAAGAAACCAAAUCAACUUGUCCUCGACGACAAGUUAGGUGAAUCACUUUGGGCUUUUUCAGAGAAGGCUGUUGGACUCGCAUAA
Messenger RNA from Dibothriocephalus latus, 403 nucleotides. NCBI's taxonomy places the organism in Eukaryota, Metazoa, Platyhelminthes, Cestoda, Diphyllobothriidea, Diphyllobothriidae. The record is from the annotation of a GenBank genome assembly.